Molecule: messenger RNA, 1425 nt
Organism: Anopheles maculipalpis
Lineage: Eukaryota; Metazoa; Arthropoda; Insecta; Diptera; Culicidae
Product: katanin p60 ATPase-containing subunit A-like 2
Exons: 2
Coding region: 1-1425 (474 amino acids)
Molecular function (GO): ATP binding; protein binding; ATP hydrolysis activity
Source: RefSeq, a predicted model, not a curated record
AUGUCUUUCGAGCAAGACCGUCGCAGCAUUUACGAACGUCGCCGCAACAUACUUUACCUUGUGGCCAACUAUUUAUCCUCCAUGGGGCUGCACCAAACACGCCAGACAUUAAUCGACGAGACGCAUUUAACGGCCGAAUACGAAGUGUGUGAUAACAUCGAUCUCGAUACCAUGUAUCAAGAUUUCUGUAGCUACUUUCUGCUCAAGUUUGGCAAGCAGCCGCGUAUCGUGAAGCGUACCGAUUCGAUUGGCCCACUGCCAACGGCACACCGGAAGCUGUCCGGAGCGAGACGUAAACCACCGCAACCUUCGCAGCUGAAACCAGAUUCGCUUGCAGCGGCCGGUGACCUUCAAUCGGAGCUUCAAUCGCUACGAAUAACACCCGGUAUACUACCGGCCGGCAAUCCAACCGAUCACAGUGAAGGCCCAAACCCCCCGGUCGUACCGUACGCUAACCCGAAACUAUUGGUACGCUUGCAGGACCAUUUCACCAGCGAAUGGAAGGAUCUGGCGGAGGAAGUCUGUAGGGAUUUAAUCCGCAAGGACCUACGCCAGCACUGGUCGAACGUGAAAGGGCUCGAGGGUCCAAUCAAGGUGCUGAAGGAGAGUGUCAUCGCACCGCUCGAACAUCCGGAGCUGUUCGUGGGGUUAGCUCAACCUUGGCGCUGCGUGCUGUUGCACGGUGCCCCGGGAACCGGGAAAACCCUACUAGCCCGUACACUAUGCUCCGAGACCCGUGAAUCGGUGACAUUCUUCAGCACCACGGCCAGCACGCUCAUAUCCAAGUGGCGAGGCGAAUCGGAAAAGUUGAUCCGCGUACUAUACGAGGUGGCCAAGUUUUAUGCCCCCUCCAUUAUCUUUGUGGACGAGUUUGAUAGUUUGGCCUCGCGGCGGGACACUAUUCGAGAGCAUGAAGCUUCAAAGCGAUUUAAAAAUGAGUUCCUUUCGCUGAUCGAUGGGCUGGAAAGUGCUGCAGCUAACGAACCAACCACGGCCACCGAUGGUCGUGAUCGGGUAUUCCUGUUGGCCAGCACCAAUCUACCCUGGGAAUUGGAUCCGGCUUUCUUGCGCCGUUUUGAGCGCAAAAUUCUUAUCGAUUUACCGACGCCCGAUGGAAGGAAGGAACUGAUUGAGCAUCUACUGCCGAUCGUUACCACAUGGCCAGAGCAGGAGAUACAGCAAAUUAUCUCCCUAUCCGAAGGUUGGACCGGGGAUGAAGUUCGGCUCGCCUGCAAGGAAGCUUCCAUGAUGGUGCUGCGAAGUAAAUUAAACGAUCGGCGGCCAAUUUCGGGCCGUGUUGAACGGGAAGAGAUUCAAUUUGUGAUGUUGCGCAAAGCUUUCGAACAGUUGCGUCCCGGAUGUGUGGAGCUGGCACAGAAGCAUCGCGAGUGGAGUCAAAGUUACGGUACACAGUUGGUUGAAUGA